Molecule: messenger RNA, 4262 nt
Organism: Diceros bicornis minor
Lineage: Eukaryota; Metazoa; Chordata; Mammalia; Perissodactyla; Rhinocerotidae
Gene: COQ6
Product: coenzyme Q6, monooxygenase
Exons: 12
Coding region: 38-1447 (469 amino acids)
Biological process (GO): ubiquinone biosynthetic process
Cellular component (GO): mitochondrion
Molecular function (GO): FAD binding; 2-octaprenyl-6-methoxyphenol hydroxylase activity; oxidoreductase activity, acting on paired donors, with incorporation or reduction of molecular oxygen, NAD(P)H as one donor, and incorporation of one atom of oxygen
Source: RefSeq, a predicted model, not a curated record
GCCCAGCGGGCCGCCUGGCACGGUGCAGAUCGGCACCAUGGCGGCCCGGCUGGCUGUGAGCUGGUUGGGGGCGGCACCAGCAGCUCCCCGGAGAGGCCCGCUGCUUUCCUGCCGGAGGUGGUCCGGCGCCUCGGCAGACACCGUGUACGAUGUGGUGGUGUCGGGUGGAGGCCUGGUGGGCGCCGCCAUGGCCUGUGCCUUGGGAUAUGAUAUUCACUUUUGUGACAAGAAAAUCCUGUUGUUAGAAGCAGGUCCAAAGAAAGUAUUGGAGAAGUUGCCAGAAACUUACAGCAACAGGGUCAGCUCCAUUUCCCCUGGCUCCGCAACCCUUCUCAGUAGUUUUGGUGCCUGGGACCACAUCUGCAACAUGAGAUACAGAGCCUUUCGGCGAAUGCAGGUGUGGGACGCCUGCUCAGAGGCCCUGAUAAUGUUUGAUAAGGAUAAUUUAGAUGACAUGGGCUAUAUAGUGGAGAAUGAUGUCAUCAUGCAUGCCCUCACUAAGCAGCUGGAGGCUGUGUCAGACCGAGUGACGGUUCUCUACAGGAGCAAAGCAGUCAGCUAUACCUGGCCUUAUCCGUUUCCCAUGGCAGACUCCAGCCCUUGGGUUCAUAUUACCCUAGGUGAUGGCAGCACCCUCCAGACCAAAUUGUUGAUCGGUGCAGAUGGUCACAACUCAGGAGUACGGCAGGCUGCUGGAAUCCAGAAUGUUAGCUGGAACUAUGACCAGUCCGCUGUUGUGGCUACUCUGCAUUUAUCCGAGGCCACAGAAAACAAUGUAGCUUGGCAGAGAUUUCUUCCCUCUGGACCCAUUGCUCUGCUCCCGCUCUCAGACACCUUGAGUUCCUUGGUUUGGUCCACAUCCCAUGAACACGCAGCAGAGCUGGUCAGCAUGGAUGAGGAAAAGUUUGUGGAUGCCAUUAACUCUGCCUUUUGGAGUGAUGCUAACCACACGGACUUCAUCGACUCGGCCGGCACCAUGCUGCACUAUGCUGUUGCCUUUCUGAAGCCCACUAAGGUCUCAGCCCGCCAGCUGCCCCCAAGUGUAGCCAGGGUGGAUGCCAAAAGCCGAGUACUGUUUCCUCUUGGCUUGGGACAUGCUGCUGAGUACGUCCGGCCUCGGAUGGCACUCAUUGGGGAUGCAGCCCACAGAGUCCAUCCACUUGCAGGACAGGGUGUCAACAUGGGCUUUGGGGAUAUCUGCAGCUUGGUCCAUCACCUCAGUACUGCAGCUUUCAAUGGGAAAGACUUAGGUUCCAUGAGCCACCUCACAGGUUAUGAAACAGACAGACAACGUCACAACACUGCUCUUCUGGCUGCUACUGACCUACUAAAAAGGCUCUAUUCCACCAGGGCCACUCCUCUUGUGCUGCUCAGGACAUGGGGCUUGCAGGCCACAAAUGCAGUAUCUCCACUCAAAGAACAGAUUAUGGCCUUUGCAAGCAAAUGAAUGCUCCCCUUCUGGAGAUUAUGUGGAUGACAAAAGAACAUCCAUUCCCAAGAUCAUCAUAUAGUCUCAAGAUUUAAUUUAAUUUAAUAAAAUUACUUUACCUUAGAAUUUUCCAGUCUAUUUUUCUCCUCUGCUUAAUGGGCCUAUGGACCCCCCAAAAAUGAGUGGUAAUUUGCUGUGAGGAGGGCAUAUCAACCAAGUCAAGAAAAAACCCCAAAGGAAGACUGUUAUGAUUUAGUUGAAAAGAGCUUUUUAUUACUAAAACAAAUCACUGAGGUGCUGUCUCUUUCAUUUUCACUUGUUAACAAUCCUUUCUAAAGAGAUUUACACAAUUGGUUUUUUUAUGCUGGUAAUAAACUUUACAAGUGGUUUUUGAUAAUUAGAAAUAUUUGAUACAUUUUUGGUAGAAUUACUGUUUUAAAAUUAACAUUAGAAUGCAAUUAAACAAAUUGUUUUAACUUUUGUUAUAGGUGCACUGGACUUUCUGAAAAGAAAACCGAAUCUUAUUAAUGCUAGUUAUUACUUCCUCAUUACAGCACCAGAUUUCAAUUUUAUUUAUGGUUCCUUUCUGGGACACCAUUGUCUGUUCAGUAAUAAGACAAUAAAUAAUUUCAUUGCACAGGUUUGAAGACCUCAGGAACUAGGUCAAAAGGAAAAAUCUGAUUAGCAGCAGAAUUUCAUGUUUGGUGGCAGACAGGUGGCCGACUUGGGUGUGGGGUGUGGUGUUUUGCUGUGGGUUUUUGAAGAUAACCUUCAGAGUAUCAGAGAUGCCUCUUGAAGAGAUUUUUAGGUCCAUUCCAUUUUGUAUACUGUAAAGAACAUCUCACCAAAAAGUGGUUUGAAGAUGAAAUGACAAACUGUCUGCUUGGAACCAAACUAAACUAUUCUUGGGAAUAAUUUUUGAAGGCAUGAGAAAUUUGUUACCACAGGAGAGCUUUUCAGGCAAAUGUGGAGAUUUUAUAAGGUACUAGAGUAAAAAAGUAACAAUGUCACAAAGCUUCCUGGAAUCUCAGGAAAAAUGUGCCCAGAAGAAGAGAUGGCAGCUACUGUGAAAAGCUGUGUGACUGACUACUGGCAGAAUCCAGAAAGGUCACUGUAGGGAAAAAAGGUCAUUCUUCACGAAAAGGGCAAGGUAGCCCAGAUAAGGAGACCAUGGACUCUCCAAAUGUAUGCAAACAAAAUCAGGCAAGAUAGGAAGAAUUUUAAGGCACACCUUGCAAGGACCUCCAUAACCCACAGAGGAUGUUCUUCAGAUGCUGAUGAUGAUAAACACAGCACAUCUACUGUGUUCUGGGCCGUGUCCUAAGUAUUUGAAAUACAUAGACACAUUUACAGAAAGGAAACUUAACCAGCAAUAUUUAGACUCUGUAGGAUCCCUUAAGAGGCCCAAAAGGAACACUGAGGGGCAGAAAGGACAUUAUAGACAAAUCGUUUUUUCCUAAGAAAUAAAAUUCUCACUCCAAAUUGCUCUUAAAAUGGAUAAAUUGGUUAAUUCUCCAGAUGUUCUUUUGAUAAUCAAGAUUAUCAAAAUACAUGUAGAUGAAUUUCUGGAGUUAUAAUGCAUGUAAUGCAUCUACCCAAGAGUUCUGAAAGUAUUUGGGAUGACCAAAGGAGUCUGCUGAACAAUACAUGGCCCAUUUGUAAGAAAAGCUUCAGAAACAAGCUGUGGUGAUAAAGACCAGGGAAUCUUAACCUCUCUGGACCUGUCAAGCGGGAGGAGUCUUUAGUUAACAGCUUACCGCAUGGGAAAGCAAGAGGAGAGGAAUACAAGAGGAAACAGUCUCGCUCUAAUCCUGGGGAACAACGUAUAGUGUAUGAUGAUUGGUUCUAGCACCCUACUUUUUUGACAAAGAUGGUAAGAAGCCAUGUGGUAUUAUGUUAAAGAAGAGACCAUAAAGGAUUUGGGAGGAGUUUUCUUCAAAAGAUUGAAAGGCUAUGGAAGGAGAGAUGAGAGCAGAACUAAGACCACUGAGAAGACAGAUUUCAGCUCAAUAUAAGGAGGGAUUUUUUAACAUCAGUGUAGUCCCCAAAUGGAAUGAGCUAAAACAUGCCUAAAUAGAAGCUGAAUAAUAACCAGUUAGAAAUGUUAUGGGAAUUCUGCAAUGGGCAGAAGAUUGGAUCAUAUCUUUGGGCUGUUUCCAAUGGUAAAGAUUCUAUUAUUUUAUUAUGUAUAAGAAUUUUUUGAGGAGGACAAUAGGUAUAAUUGACCUUAGUAUAAUAAAAGUCAUUGCGAAGAGUGUGAAGAAAUUCCACAUUGGGGGAAAAAAAAACUAAAAUUUGGGGAAUGAUGAUAUAGAAAUUUGUCUAGUUACUUGAACAUAACAGAUGUUAAAUAUUUAUUGAUUCAAUGGAAUAACUUUAAAAAAUAAAGUUCCCCAGGAACUGAUGUGAGGGCCAGGUAUAUUGAACAUCCUUUGUGAGAAAGCUGAAAGCCUACUGUGAAAGCUACAAGUUUGAGGAGAUACAAACUCUCCUGGAAAGGAGCUGGAGGUAAAGAGCCAAGGCAAAGGUGCCAGACUACAGGAAGAUCUUUCAAGUCCAAGAGCACUCAAGUGGGUAGAUAAGAAGCAAAUGGUCAUGCAGGAAAGUACAAGAUAAUUUUAUGGGAAAUAAUUCACAACAUCAAGAGCUCUGAGCAUUCAAACUUAAAAAGAGAAUCCACUGUACUGAUGUGGGUCAAAACGGCCAGCUAAAUCAAAUGUUAGGUAUCAUCAAGAAGGGUAUCAGAAACCCUAGAACUAGACAAAUAAUGUAGAGGAUGCUAGCUAAAUUGAUCAGGAGCCAGGACAGGAAGAGAUACUGCUAUAAACGGAGA